AUGCCCAACGAUCCGUCGGAUGAUCAGUUGAAGAACUAUAAGACGGCUUUUCCGGUGAGCUCCCCCCAAUCAACUGGGAGCAUUAACAAAUUCAAUUUCGUUUUCAGAAGCCGCAAGUGCUCACCACCUCAAAUGGCGCGCCGAUCUACUCGAAAACGGCGGUGCUGACGGCCGGACGUCGUGGUCCGAUGCUGAUGCAAGACGCCGUUUACAUAGAUGAAAUGGGGCACUUUGACCGGGAACGCAUCCCGGAACGAGUUGUGCACGCGAAGGGAGCCGGUGCUCAUGGAUACUUUGAAGUUACUCAUGACAUUACCAAGUACUGCAAGGCCGACAUCUUCAGCAAGAUCGGCAAGCAGACGCCAAUGCUCAUCCGCUUCUCGACGGUCGGCGGAGAGUCCGGAUCGGCGGACACGGCUCGCGAUCCGCGUGGAUUCGCCGUCAAGUUCUACACGGAGGAGGGCAACUGGGACCUCGUCGGCAACAACACUCCCAUCUUUUUCAUCCGCGACCCCAUCCACUUCCCCAACUUUAUUCACACCCAGAAGAGGAACCCGCAAACUCAUCUGAAGGACCCCAAUGCCAUGUUCGACUUCUGGCUGCAGCGUCCCGAAGGUCUGCACCAGGUGAUGUUCCUGUUCUCCGACCGCGGCACUCCUGAUGGUUACCGCCACAUGAACGGCUACGGAAGUCACACGUUCAAGAUGGUGAACAAGGACGGACAUCCGGUGUACUGCAAGUUCCACUUCAAGCCAGUCCAGGGCAUCAAGAACCUGACGGCUGAGCAGGCGGGCCGUCUCGCCGGCUCGGAUCCCGACUACGCCAUCCGCGACCUCUUCAACGCCAUCGAGAAGGGCGACUUCCCGGUGUGGAAGCUCUUCAUUCAGGUGAUGACGUUCGAGCAGGCCGAGAAGUGGGAGUUCAAUCCGUUCGAUGUGACCAAAGUGUGGCCGCACAAGGAUUUCCCGUUGAUCGAAGUCGGAAAGAUGGUGCUCAAUCGGAAUCCGAGAAACUAUUUUGCUGAGGUAAAUCGAGGGAGUUGAUAAGAUAAGAUACACGUGUCUAGAACGUUACUGUAGAUCAGAACUGGCUACCUCUCUCAGAUUUAAAGCCGGAGUCGGCAGUCAUGAGUUGUGAAACAACAUAGACCUUUACUGUAACUUAACUUCCAGGUCGAACAAGUGGCGUUCGCUCCGUCGCACGUGGUCCCGGGAGUCGAGUUCUCUCCGGAUAAGAUGCUCCAAGGCCGCAUCUUCUCCUACACAGACACCCAUUUCCACCGCCUCGGCCCCAACUACAUCCAACUGCCCGUCAACUGUCCGUACCGUUCGCGUGCGCACAACACCCAGCGCGACGGGCUCAUGGCGUACGAUAACCAGCAGCACGCGCCCAACUACUAUCCGAACAGCUUCAAUCUUGGCCGCACGCGUCCCGACGUGAAGGAUACGGUGUUCCAGGUGUCUGGCGACGUGGAUCGUUACGAGACGGCCGACGACAACAACUACGAGCAGCCGCGUCAGUUCUGGGAGCACGUGCUCGAUGCCGGAGCACGCGAGCGCAUGUGCCAGAACUUUGCGGGAGCUCUCGGCGGAUGCUACGAGUUCAUCGUCGCCGGAAUGCUCGAGCACUUCACUAAGGUGCAUCCGGACUUUGGCGCUCGCGUCAAGGCCAUCCUCCAGAGCCAGUCUCGUUCGCAUAUUUAA
Molecule: messenger RNA, 1703 nt
Organism: Caenorhabditis sp. 36 PRJEB53466
Lineage: Eukaryota; Metazoa; Nematoda; Chromadorea; Rhabditida; Rhabditidae
Source: the annotation of a GenBank genome assembly